AUGGUUUCUCCUUCACCAUUAGUAUCAUGGCAUGCUGAGUGUACUCAAGAAGGUGGUAGAAGCCUUUUCAUGCUUACCCCUUUGCCUAAACCUUCAGCAUUCACAUCCAAACUAAAGAAAUCCUCCAAAUCAGUAUUCAAGAACAUAACCAAUGAUCUUCCUGUUGCCACCAGUGAAUUUUCUUCACCUGAAAAGGUGUUAAAAAGGAACAAUACUACUAAUAAUGAUAAUAAUUCUAUCAUUGUUUCUACUCCUUACUUAAAAAUGUCACCACCAAAGUCUUGUAUAUUAUUAGAACCUGCUUCUGAACACUACAACAAGAAGACUAAUGGGGGUGUUAAGAAUGCUGCAAUCAAUGGUGGUGGAGAUUCUGAACCUUCUUCUAGUAGUAGUCAAGGUUAUGGACAUUUAGGAGUUAUUGAAGUACGCCAAUGUGUAAGGAUCUUGACCAACGGUUUUAAGAGGGAAGCGUGUUGGGGAGAAUCUUUAAAGAAAGAAUUGUGGAUGCGAUUUGAAGCAGCAACUGGUCAUGAGCUUCGGUUCAAAGCAUCUGUUGGGACAUGGACAGACUACUACUAAUACUAGUAAUGAGUGUAGUAAUGGUAAGGGGUUUAUGGAGUUGUUGGAAGAGGUCUGUAGUGAUGACUGAUAUUGUCUUCUUCUAAACUUGCAAAUGUUUGACCAUGAAGGUUUAUAAGUUGAAUCUCCUCU
Molecule: messenger RNA, 711 nt
Organism: Lactuca virosa
Lineage: Eukaryota; Viridiplantae; Streptophyta; Magnoliopsida; Asterales; Asteraceae
Source: the annotation of a GenBank genome assembly